Molecule: messenger RNA, 7582 nt
Organism: Trifolium pratense (red clover)
Lineage: Eukaryota; Viridiplantae; Streptophyta; Magnoliopsida; Fabales; Fabaceae
Product: ATP-dependent helicase BRM-like
Exons: 15
Coding region: 560-7231 (2223 amino acids)
Biological process (GO): positive regulation of transcription by RNA polymerase II
Cellular component (GO): nucleus
Molecular function (GO): ATP binding; DNA binding; protein binding
Source: RefSeq, a predicted model, not a curated record
ACUGCUAAUAAUGUGACAUAAAAGUUUUAGAUAUGUAGUAGUAAUUUUGAUUGAUAUGAAAGAGAGGGUUAAGAUGAAUUGCUACGUUGGGUAAAUCUUUAACCGUAGUUUGUAGCUGAUUUUCAUGGCCACGUAUAAACGACGCAGAUCACUGAACAAGAGAACCCUUUUUCUUCACCAAACCUCAGGAGAAUAUUUUACUUUUUUUUUUUUUUUUUUUUUUAUAUCCUGAACAAAAAUUGAAAACGAAAGUUGAAAAUAAAAUAAAAUUUUCCCCUUAGGGUUUGACUGUGUAAUUGCGAAAUCGCGUGUGGAAUAAUCGAUUCCGUCAACUUCGGUUUUCUGCGGUGAAAGAUCCUUCCUCAAUUGCACCGAAAGUCGCGGAUUCUAGAGAGAGAAAAAGUAGGUGUCAGUAUCAGCAGCUAGAGAGAGAAAAUUGGUGUUGUCAUCAUUUUUUGAACGUUGCGAUCGGAGGGAAAAUAAUGCGUUUUUCUUGAAUUUGAUAGGGAUUUUUUAAGUUUAUUGCAUUUUAGGGUGGUGGUUAAUUUUGUGUGACUGAAUGCAAUCUGGCGGCGCCGGCAGCGGUGGGCCCGGCCGGAAUCCGGCAGGGAGGGCAGCGUCGACGUCGUCAGCGUCGCCGUCUUCUUUGUCUUUGGCGGCCUCUCACAAUGGACUGGACUCAUUGCAGCAGCAGCAGCAGCAGAUGAUAGGUUCUUCUAGACAGUCAUUUCAACAGCAACUGCUUAGAAAACCUGAAGGGAGCGAAGCAGUGCUGCCAUAUCAAGCAGGGCUUCAAGGACUAUUUGGGAAUACAAAUUACUCAUCUCCUACUGCUAUGCAAUUGCCUCAGCAGUCUCGGAAAUUUAGUGAUUUAGCUCAGCAUGGACCCAACCAGGGUCAAGGCAUUGAGCAACAAAUGCUAAAUCCUGCCCAACAAGCUUACUAUCAAUAUGCUCUCCAGAGUUCUCAACAAAAGUCUGCUUUGGCAAUGCAGCAAUCUAAAAUGGAAAUGUCAGGCCCCACAUCUGUUAAGGAUCAAGAAAUGCGAAUGGGGAAUUUUAAAUUGCAGGACCUUAUGUCUAUGCAGGCAGGGAAUCAUGGCCAAGGAUCAUCUUCUAGGAAUUCAUCUGAACAUUUUUCUCUUGGUGAAAAGCGGAUAGAGCAAGGGCAACAGCUAGCUCCUGAUAAGAAAAAUGAAGCAAAGCAAUCAACUCAUGGACCAGCCAUUGGACACUUGAUGCCGGGGAAUAUUAUAAGGCCUGUGCAAGCACCAGCAGCUCAGCAUAGCAUCCCAAAUGCUAUGAACAACCAAAUUGCUAUGUCUUCUCAACUCCAAGCUAUGCAGGCAUGGGUGCAUGAACGGAACAUUGAUCUAUCACAACCUGCUAAUGCUAACUUAGUGGCUCAGUUCAUUCCCUUGAUGCAAUCAAGGAUGGUUCAACAACCAAAGGAAAACAAUACUAACAUUGGUGCUCAGUCAUCUUCUGUCCCCGUUUCAAACCAGCAGGUUACUUCUCCGGCAGUUGUAAGUGAGGGAUCUGCUCGUGCUAAUUCAUCUAGUGAUGUGUCUGAACAGGCAGUUUCUGCGAAAGCCAAGCAGUCCGUUCCACCCAUCCAUUUGGGCUUACCCAUCAGUACUGGUGUGGCUAGUAACUCCAGUGACAUGGCAGUGCAGCAAUUCAGUCUUCAUGGUAGAGAUGCUCAAGGAUCUUCAAAGCAGUCCGUUGUAGUUGGAAAUGGAAUGCCUUUUAUGAAUCCACAGCAGUCUUCUGCAAACAUGAAUUUAGGUGCAGAUAGUUCUUUGAUUGCAAAAGCUUCAUCAUCUGGAUCUGGUCCGGAACCUGCAAAAAUGCAGUAUAUCAGACAAUUAAACCAACAUGCUUCCCAGGUUGGAGGGCUAACAAAGGAAGGGGGCACCGGAAAUUACACCAAACCUCAAGGGGCACCGUCUCAGACGCCUCAAAAAGUAAAUGGUUUUACCAAGCAUCAGCUUCAUGUUCUUAAAGCACAGAUACUCGCAUUUAGGCGGCUGAAGAAAGGAGAAGGUACACUUCCCCAAGAACUUCUUCAGGCCAUUAUUCCACCACCUCUUGAUAUGCAAGUGCAGCAGCCAAUUCACUCUGCAGGAAGACUGAAUCAACACAAAUCUGUUGGAAAUACUGUGGCAGAACAACCAAGGCAGAAUGAAUCCAAUGCCAAGGAUUCACAACCUAUCACAUCUAUUGUUGGGAAUUCUUCAAAGCAGGAAACUCUUGUAAGAGAUCAGAAAUCCACUGGAGCAGCAGUUCAUAUGCAACCUACGCCUCCUGUGACAAAGGGCUCUGCUGGAAAGGAAGAGCAGCAAUCCGUUGGAUCCUCUGCUAAGUCAGACCAGGAAAGUGAACAUGGGAUUAACAGAGCUCCUAUUAGAAAUGAGUUGGCAUUAGAUAAGGGAAAGGCUGUUGCCUCCCAGGCUUCGGUAACUGACACUGCACAGAGUAAUAAACCUGCACAAUCAAGCACUGUUGCCCAGCCAAAGGAUUCAGGACCCACCAAAAAAUAUUAUGGGCCCUUAUUUGAUUUUCCUUUCUUCACUAGGAAACAAGAUUCCUUUGGGUCAUCAAUGAUGGCAAACAACAACAAUAAUUUGUCACUGGCAUAUGAUGUAAAAGAGCUUCUUUACGAGGAGGGCAUGGAAGUCUUUGCCAAGAGAAGGACGGAGAGUUUAAAGAAGAUUGAAGGAUUACUUGCGGUAAAUUUAGAAAGGAAAAGAAUUAGGCCAGAUCUUGUGUUGAGGUUGCAAAUUGAAGAGAAAAAACUCCGCCUUUUAGAUCUUCAGGCACGAUUAAGAGAUGAGAUUGAUCAACAGCAACAAGAGAUAAUGGCAAUGCCAGAUAGGCCAUAUCGCAAGUUUGUUAGGCUGUGUGAACGGCAGCGGGUAGAACUCGCUAGACAAGUGCAGGCAUCCCGGAAAGCUUUUAGGGAGAAGCAACUGAAAUCUAUAUUCCAGUGGCGCAAGAAGCUUCUUGAAGUUCACUGGGCCAUUCGUGACGCUCGUACUGCUCGCAACAGAGGGGUUGCCAAAUAUCAUGAGAAGAUGUUGAAAGAGUUCUCAAAACAUAAGGAUGAUGACAGGAAUAAGAGAAUGGAAGCCUUAAAAAACAACGAUGUUGACAGAUAUAGGGAGAUGUUGCUGGAACAACAGACUAGCCUUCCAGGUGAUGCUGCGGAGAGAUACAAUGUACUUUCAACUUUCUUAACCCAGACUGAAGAGUAUCUCCAAAAAUUAGGAAGUAAGAUAACUUCUGCCAAAACCCAACAGGAAGUGGAAGAGGUAGCAGAAGCUGCAGCAGCUGCCGCACGAUUACAGGGUCUUUCUGAAGAAGAAGUCAGAGCUGCAGCAGCUUGUGCUGGAGAGGAAGUGAUGAUUAGAAAUCGUUUUAUGGAGAUGAAUGCUCCAAAAGAUGGCUCGUCUUCUGUCAGCAAGUAUUACAACCUUGCUCAUGCUGUUAAUGAAAAAGUUUUUAGGCAACCAUCAAUGUUGCGGGCUGGAACACUGAGAGAGUAUCAGAUUGUUGGAUUGCAAUGGAUGCUUUCCUUGUAUAACAACAAAUUAAAUGGAAUUUUGGCUGAUGAGAUGGGUCUUGGCAAAACAGUCCAGGUUAUGGCGUUGAUUGCCUACUUAAUGGAAUUUAAAGGAAACUAUGGCCCACAUCUUAUAAUAGUUCCAAAUGCCGUUUUGGUUAACUGGAAGAGUGAAUUGCAUACAUGGUUACCAUCUGUGUCAUGCAUUUUUUAUGUUGGAACAAAGGAUCAUCGGUCAAAAUUAUUUUCUCAAGAGGUUAUGGCUAUGAAAUUUAAUGUCCUUGUGACUACUUAUGAGUUCAUCAUGUAUGACCGAGCAAAGCUUUCAAAAAUUGAUUGGAGGUAUAUCAUAAUUGAUGAAGCUCAGAGAAUGAAGGAUAGAGAGUCAGUUUUAGCUCGUGAUCUUGAUAGAUAUCGGUGUCACAGACGCCUGCUUCUGACAGGAACACCUUUACAGAAUGAUUUGAAGGAACUUUGGUCACUUUUAAAUCUACUUCUUCCCGAGGUUUUUGACAAUAAGAAAGCCUUCAAUGAUUGGUUCUCGAAACCAUUUCAAAAGGAAGAUCCCAACCAAAAUGGAGAGGAUGAUUGGCUUGAGACAGAGAAGAAAGUUAUCAUUAUCCAUCGGCUUCAUCAGAUUCUUGAGCCUUUCAUGCUCAGGCGUCGUGUUGAAGAGGUUGAAGGCUCGCUACCUCCAAAGGUAUCCAUAGUUUUACGAUGUAGAAUGUCAGCCUUCCAGAGUGCCAUUUAUGACUGGAUUAAAUCAACUGGAACCCUUCGUCUUAAUCCUGAGGAUGAGAAACGUCGGAUGGAGAAAAGUCCGCUCUACCAGGCAAAGCAGUAUAAAACUUUAAAUAACAGAUGCAUGGAGCUACGUAAAACUUGCAAUCAUCCAUUGCUAAACUACCCAUUCUUUAGUGACCUAUCUAAAGAUUUUAUGGUAAAAUGUUGUGGGAAAUUAUGGAUGCUGGAUAGGAUUCUCAUGAAACUUCAAAGAACUGGACAUCGAGUUCUGCUGUUCAGUACCAUGACAAAACUCCUAGACAUAUUGGAAGAGUACCUGCAAUGGCGAAGACUUGUAUACAGAAGAAUUGAUGGUACAACAGCUUUAGAAGAUCGUGAAUCAGCUAUCGUGGACUUCAAUAGCCCUAAUUCUGACUGUUUCAUCUUCUUGCUUAGUAUUCGGGCUGCUGGGAGAGGCCUUAACCUUCAGUCUGCUGAUACAGUUGUCAUUUAUGAUCCUGACCCGAACCCUAAAAAUGAGGAGCAGGCUGUGGCCAGAGCUCAUCGCAUUGGACAAAAAAGGGAAGUCAAAGUUAUCUACAUGGAAGCUGUUGUUGACAAAAUCUCUAGCCAUCAGAAGGAGGAUGAACUGAGAAAUAGAGGUACUAUUGAUAUGGAGGACGAGCUUGCAGGUAAGGAUCGUUAUGUAGGAUCCAUUGAGAGUCUCAUAAGGAGUAAUAUUCAACAAUAUAAGAUAGAUAUGGCUGAUGAGGUUAUUAAUGCUGGACGUUUUGAUCAAAGGACAACACAUGAAGAGAGACGUUUGACUUUGGAGACAUUAUUGCACGAUGAAGAAAGGUGUCAAGAAACUGUGCAUGAUGUUCCUUCACUGGAGGAGGUAAAUCGCAUGAUUGCUAGGAAUGAAGAAGAAGUUGAAUUGUUUGAUCAAAUGGAUGAAGAAGAGGAUUGGCUUGAGGAGAUGACUCAGUAUGAUCAGGUGCCUAAGUGGCUUCGAGCCAGUACAAGAGAAGUGAAUGCUGCUAUUGCUGCUUCGUCAAAAAGACCAUCAAAGAAGAACACUUUAUCGGGUGGUAAUGUUGGCUUGGAAUCCAGUGAAGUGGUUUCUGAAAGGAGAAGGGGGCGACCAAAUGGAAAAAAUCCUAAUUAUAAAGAGUUGGAAGAUGAAAUUGAAGAAUCUUCUGAAGAAAUCUCUGAAGACAGAAAUGAAGAUUCUGCACAUGAUGAAGGGGAGAUUGGAGAGUUUGAAGAUGAUGGGUAUAGUGGGGCUGAUGUAGCUCAACACAUGGAUAAAUAUAAGUCGGAAGAUGUUACUCCUUCUGAUGCUGAAUAUGAAUUUCCUCAGUCUUUAGGAGGUGCUGGAAGUAAUCAUGUGGUUGAAGAAGGUGGAUCUUCAGCAUCAUCUGCAGACGGUCAAAGAUUGACACAAACAGUGUCGCCAUCGGUUUCUUCUCGGAAAUUUGGUUCCCUGUCUGCACUGGAUGCCAAGCCAAGAUCGGUCUCAAAAAGGACGGCAGAUGAGUUAGAGGAAGGGGAAAUUGCAGUAUCUGGUGAAUCUCACAUGCAUCACCAACAGUCAGGAAGUUGGAUUCAUGAUCGUGAUGAAGGUGAGGAAGAACAAGUUUUGCAGAAACCCAAGAUUAAACGUAAACGUAGUCUUCGUGUUCGGCCUCGUCAUACCAUGGAAAGGCCUGAGGAUAAGUCUGGCCGUGAGAUGGUAUCUCUUCAACGUGGAGAAUCAUCUCUUUUACGACGCAAUAAAUAUCCAUUGCAAACAAGGAUGGAUCCAGAAUCAAAACCAUUUGGAGAUUCCAGUUCCAGCAAGCAUGAUGCGAAUGAAUCAAUAUUAAAAAACAAGCGAAAGUUACCUUCAAGAAAAGUAGCUAAUGCAUCCAAAUUACAUGUCCCACCUAAGUUCAGUCGUUUGAAUUACACAUCCGCUCCUUCGGAAGAUAAUGUUGAGCACUCUAGAGAAAGUUGGAAGGGGAAGCCUAACAAUUUAUGUGGAUCUUCAGCUCAUGGCACUAAAAUGACUGAAAUUAUCAAGAGAGGGUGCAAAAAUGUAAUUAGCAGGCUCCAAAGGAGAAUAGACAAGGAAGGCCAACAAAUUGUACCUUUGCUGACAGAUUUAUGGAAGAGGAUUGAGAAUUCUGGGUUUGCAGGUGGUACUGGGAACAAUCUCUUGGAUUUAAGAAAGAUUGACCAGCGAAUUGAUAGAUUGGACUACAGCGGAGUAAUGGAGCUUGUUUUUGAUGUGCAAUUCAUGUUGAAGAAUGCAAUGCAUUUCUAUGGGUACUCAUACGAGGUAAGAUCUGAAGCAAGGAAGGUUCAUGAUCUCUUCUUUGACAUCUUGAAAAUUGCAUUUUCCGAUAUUGACUUCGGAGAAGCAAGAAGUGCACUUUCUUUUUCUAGUCAAAUUUCUGCCAGCACUGUAGCAUCCCCAAGGCAAGUGACUGUUGGUCCAAGCAAUAAGAGAAAGAGAGGGAAGACUGAUGAGGAGACUGAUCCAUUCCAUACACAAAAGCCGCUGCGGCGUGGAUCCACUUCCAAUGGCGAAAGUGGCAGGAUCAAAGUCCAAUUGCCACAGAAGGUAUCAAGAACUGGAAGUGGUAGUGGCAGUGCCAGGGAGCAACUUCAACAGGAUAGCCCUUCGCUGCUGGUUCACCCAGGUGAACUUGUUGUAUGCAAGAAGAAAAGGAAUGGGAGGGAAAAAUCAUCGGUGAAGCCAAGGAUUGGAUCAUCUGGUCCUAUUUCACCACCUAGCAUGGUUCCAGCUAUGAGAAGUCCAACUUCAGGGUCAGGUUCUUCUACCUCUAGGGCUGGCAAUGCACAGAGACCAAAUGGGUCUGGCUUGUCAUUUGGAUGGGCAAAACCCGUGAAACGGAUGAGAACAGAUUCUGGGAAGAGGAGACCGAGUCAAAUGUAGAUUUUUCAAGUGAUACAAAGGAUGGUAUAUAAUUGGAAACAUUGCUGUUAGUUUCAGGAAAGAAUUUUAGUUGCCCUUAUUAUCAUCCAUUGAUAGAGUUGUUCAGCAUAAACUGUUAAUAAUAUAGAUAGAGUUAGGUCGGUCCUUUGUAUUGUAGAGCUACCUUCAAUGGGGUUAUAUUACAGGUGAUUAAAUUUUUUGAUUGGGUAUAUGCUGCAUCUUGCAGGAACUGCUUUUACCUUAGAUAUAUCUGCUGAAUCUCUUGUGUACAGUAACUUGCUGGUUCAUAUUAGUCCAUUCAAGGACAAGGAUUAAUAAUUAGUUUCUAUAUAGUCCUGUUUUUCCCCCAUA